This is a messenger RNA of Leguminivora glycinivorella, 1015 nucleotides long. RefSeq lists its product as uncharacterized. Gene Ontology annotation, cellular component: nucleus. Gene Ontology annotation, molecular function: zinc ion binding. Bases 38 to 1015 code for a protein of 325 amino acids. The record is from RefSeq and is a predicted model, not a curated record. The transcript is spliced from 6 exons. NCBI's taxonomy places the organism in Eukaryota, Metazoa, Arthropoda, Insecta, Lepidoptera, Tortricidae.
AGGAAGUGGUGGUGAUAAAAAAAACUCGCAGUAGAAGAUGGAAGUAUUUCUGUAUAAUUCUACUGUCUGUAGAUUAUGUGGAGAAGAAAAUGAUAAUGGCACAUUGUUAUAUUCUAGUGAAGAAAAUACCCAGAACUUAAGCGAAAUAAUUAAUACCUAUUUACCAAUCAAGGUAUCAGAUGACGGACAAUUACCUCGUACCAUUUGUCCAGGAUGCACUAUUCAAAUAGAAGCCACUGUAGAAUUUAUAACCUUGAUAAUAAAUGGACAGAAAAUAAUAAGAGAGUUGCAUCAACGCGAGAAGGAAUAUAAGAAGACAUUGUUGAACAAUGCAGUGGGGAAUAACCAAGAGAUUGUCACUGAGCAAAUUGUAUAUGAGAUUAACACCAGCGAUGGUGUCUACCAAGUGGAGCACCCGAUCGCCCUCCAAGUGGCCGGCCUGCAGAAGCCUAAACGCAAGCGAGGCCGCCCUCCUAAGAAGGCCAAGAGCCCGGAAGAGCUGGCUCAGGAGACCAUUGCCCGGCAGAAAGAGGAGGUUAAAGCUAGUCAGAAAGAGGAGGAGGUGCAGGGGAAACGAAGGAGGAAGACUCCUACGAGGUUCAAAGAAGCUGUUCAGGUAAAGAGUUUUUUAUACAUUCUGUUGACAACCGGUCUGGCUCAUCAAACCUACUUAAAAGAAACUUUAUUCCAGAACGCCGACAACCCUGAACCGUCUCCAGUGAAGACGGAGCAGCCUCAGGAGGCUUCGGAGGAACUACCCUCGGUGGAGAAGCUCGUCAGCAACGUGCAGGACACGCCGCUGCCGGCCGCCGUGCCGGACGGGAAACCGGACGAGAAACCGAUUAUCGCCCCAGAAGCAACCCCACCAGAGGCCGAAGUAGAAACGGAGACGGAAACAAUCGUGCUCGGCCCGUCCGGCAAGCCCAAGCUCAAGUGUCCGCAGUGCGACAAGAUGUUCAGCAACAAGCAGAGCCGCUCGCUGCACAUUAAGGUACUACAGCUUCAGUUGCUAUAG